This is a messenger RNA of Paramecium pentaurelia, 1104 nucleotides long. Lineage: Eukaryota; Ciliophora; Oligohymenophorea; Peniculida; Parameciidae. The record is from the annotation of a GenBank genome assembly.
UAUGGCUUCUAAAUUAAAUACAAUUGAGGCAACCAAUCUUGACCAUCAAAUUUAACAUUUAUAUUAAUGCAAACCACUUCCAGAAUAAGAUGUCAAGCUGAUAUGUGAAAAGGUAUAUUGAAUUAACAUUAAUAUUUCAUUAGGCAAAAGAAAUUUUGAUUGAAGAAUCUAAUGUAUAACCAGUACGUGCACCAGUUAUAAUUUGUGGUGAUAUUCAUGGUCAAUUCCAUGAUUUGAUGGAACUGUUCAAAAUAGGUGGCAAAGCACCAGUAAUGAAGUGAUUUUAAUUUGAGGAUACUAAUUAUCUAUUCAUGGGAGAUUAUGUAGAUCGAGGACAUCAUUCUGUUGAGUGUGUAACACUUCUUGUAUUGUUGAAAGUAUAUAAUCUAUUAAUGAAUAUUAGAUUCGUCAUAGAGACAGAAUAACCAUCUUAAGAGGUAACCACGAAUCAAGACAAAUCACAUAAGUUUAUGGUUUCUAUGAUGAAUGUUCACGUAAAUAUGGUAAUAGUAAUGUUUGGAAAUGCUUCACUGAAUUAUUUGAUUACUUACCAUUGACAGCAGUAGUUGAAUCAUAAGUAUAUUCCUCUAAUCAAUAAAGUUCUUCUGUCUUCAUGGAGGUAUCUCACCUUCCAUUGAUACAUUGGAUCAUAUUCGUCAAUUAGAUAGAGUUUAAGAAGUACCUCAUGAAGGUCCUAUGUGUGAUUUACUUUGGAGUGAUCCAGAUGAUAGAUCUGGUUGGGGUAUUUCUCCAAGAGGUGCAGGAUAUACAUUUGGAUAGGAUAUUUCAGAAUAAUUCAAUCAUAAUAACAAAUUAAAGAUGAUUGCAAGAGCCCAUCAAUUGGUGAUGGAUGUACAUUAUUUAAAUUAAUUAAAAAGGGAUAUUCUUUAGCCCAUGAGAGAAAUGUAGUAACUAUAUUCUCUGCUCCAAACUAUUGUUAUAGAUGUGGUAAUCAAGCUGGUAUAAUGGAAGUAGAUGAGAAUCUACGUUAGACCUUGUAAUAUUAAUUUAUUUAAUAUUUCUAUAUAGCAUACAAUUUGAUCCAGCUCCAAGAUCUGAAAAUGAAUCUGUCCCUAAAAGAGUACCAGAUUAUUUCUUAUGAUU